AUGAGAGACUACAAAUUGGUGGUAUUAGGUGCAGGUGGUGUUGGUAAAUCCUGUUUGACUGUACAAUUUGUACAAGGAGUUUAUUUGGAUACGUAUGAUCCAACAAUCGAAGAUUCCUACAGGAAGAACAUCGAGAUCGAUAAUAAAGUUUUCGAUCUGGAAAUCCUAGACACAGCAGGGAUUGCGCAAUUCACAGCGAUGCGAGAACUGUAUAUAAAAUCAGGAAUGGGUUUCCUCUUGGUGUAUUCAGUAACGGACCGACAAUCUUUAGAAGAACUGAUGGAAUUAAGAGAACAAGUUUUGAGAAUCAAAGAUUCCGACCGUGUUCCAAUGGUCCUAAUAGGUAAUAAAGCCGAUCUAAACAAUGAAAGGGUAAUAAGCGUAGAAGAGGGAAUUGAAGUAAGCAGUAAAUGGGGCAGAGUCCCAUUUUAUGAAACCAGCGCUUUAUUGAGAAGUAAUGUCGACGAAGUGUUUGUGGAUCUGGUGAGACAAAUCAUUCGGAAUGAAAUGGAAAGUGUUGCCAUUAAAGACGCAAGAAAUCAAAGCCAACAGUUUGAUAUGAACCACGCUUCAUCGUCUAGGCUUCCUAGCUCUGCAAAAAAAGAUACAAAGCAAUCAAAAAAUAAACAAUCAUCCAGAGAUUUAUAUAAUAAGUCAUCACAUGGCCAAGCCAAGACAAAAAAAUCUACAUCAGUUAAUGAAAAGCGUAAACCAUCACACCCAGCUUCUAAACCCGGGGUUACCAACAGAACAGAUUCUAACUCAUCUUUACAGCAAAAAAUGAAGAAAAAGAAGAACUCAUCAUGCAGUAUUUUGUAA
Saccharomyces eubayanus is the source of this 819-nucleotide messenger RNA. RefSeq names its product Ras family GTPase RSR1 (gene RSR1). The record is from RefSeq and is a predicted model, not a curated record. NCBI's taxonomy places the organism in Eukaryota, Fungi, Ascomycota, Saccharomycetes, Saccharomycetales, Saccharomycetaceae. Bases 1 to 819 code for a protein of 272 amino acids. Gene Ontology annotation, biological process: signal transduction. Gene Ontology annotation, molecular function: GTPase activity; GDP binding; GTP binding. The transcript has a single exon. Gene Ontology annotation, cellular component: plasma membrane.